This is a messenger RNA of Eubalaena glacialis (North Atlantic right whale), 1104 nucleotides long. RefSeq names its product 15-hydroxyprostaglandin dehydrogenase (gene HPGD). Lineage: Eukaryota; Metazoa; Chordata; Mammalia; Artiodactyla; Balaenidae. The transcript has 7 exons. Gene Ontology annotation, molecular function: oxidoreductase activity, acting on the CH-OH group of donors, NAD or NADP as acceptor. The record is from RefSeq and is a predicted model, not a curated record. Bases 225 to 1025 code for a protein of 266 amino acids. Gene Ontology annotation, cellular component: cytoplasm.
GGAGGCUCUGAUCUGGGCUUGGCUGCGAGUCAGGAAGGCAAAGAUCGCGGAGCCGGAGCGCUCAGGGCCAGGUGACACAAUCGUGGGUGCCCGGCGCUGCUUGACAGCUUCAUCCCCGCCCACUGGCAGGAGAGCGCGGCCGGGCAGCACGCGCGCGCGCAGGGUCCUUAAAAGCCGCGGCCGCGCGGAGACGCCGAGCUCGCCCACCGCGCGCAGGCGGCGACAUGCACGUGAACGGCAAAGUGGCGCUGGUGACCGGCGCGGCCCAGGGCAUCGGCCGAGCCUCCGCCGAGGCGCUGCUGCUCAAGGGCGCCAAGGUAGCGCUUGUCGAUUGGAAUCGUGAAGCAGGUUUAAAGUGUAAAGCUGCCCUGGAUGAGCAGUUUGAACCUCAGAAGACUCUCUUCAUCCAGUGCGAUGUGGCCGAUCAGGAACAACUAAGAGAUACUUUUAGGAAAGUUGUAGACCACUUUGGAAAACUGGACAUUUUGGUGAAUAAUGCUGGAGUGAAUAAUGAGAAAAACUGGGAAAAAACUCUGCAAAUUAAUUUGGUUUCUGUCAUCAGUGGAACCUACCUGGGUUUGGAUUACAUGAGCAAGCAAAAUGGAGGUGAAGGUGGCAUCAUUAUUAAUAUGUCCUCUUUAGCAGGGCUGAUGCCUGUUGCACAACAGCCUGUUUACUGUGCUUCCAAACAUGGCAUAAUUGGAUUCACACGCUCGGCAGCGAUGGCUGCUAAUCUCAUGAACAGUGGUGUGAGACUGAAUGCCAUUUGCCCAGGCUUUGUUAAUACACCCAUCCUCAAAUCCAUUGAAAAAGAAGAAAACAUGGGACAAUAUAUAGAAUACACAGAUCAUAUCAAGGAUAUGAUGAAAUACUAUGGAAUUUUGGACCCAUCAAUGAUUGCCAAUGGAUUAAUAACACUCAUUGAAGACGACGCUUUGAAUGGGGCUAUAAUGAAGAUCACAACUUCUAAGGGAAUUCAUUUUCAAGAUUAUGAUACAACCCCAUUUCACACGAAAGCUCAGUGAACAUCUUAUAUGUCAGCUUUAACUGAAAAUAAGCACAAAUGACUUAGACCACAUCUUCAUUUGAAUACAGCUUUUUAAA